This is a messenger RNA of Vicia villosa (hairy vetch), 1798 nucleotides long. RefSeq lists its product as uncharacterized. The record is from RefSeq and is a predicted model, not a curated record. The coding region runs from base 563 to 1318 and encodes 251 amino acids. The transcript has 2 exons. NCBI's taxonomy places the organism in Eukaryota, Viridiplantae, Streptophyta, Magnoliopsida, Fabales, Fabaceae.
UCUCACUCUCUCUCUCUCUUCUCACAAACACAAAAUAUUUUCUCCUACUUCUCCUUCUUCGGGGUUUCAAUUCCGGUUGCAGCACAGUAAUAAAUUUUCCAGCCUAUCAGUCGAAUUCUGAAACUACUGUUUCGAUUUGCUCCGAAUUUUUUCCAGAAGUUCAGAAAAAAAUCGUAGAACAAUACUUCUUUAGAAUAGAAUUCUAAAGAAUUUCGACCCUCAAAAUCGCAAAUUCCUCGUUUUUCUAUUUUAUUUGAUUUAAUUUCUAUUUUCAUAUUUUCAAAAAAAUCUUAAAAAAAUUGUAGUUUCGUGUUCUUAUUUUAUUUGAUUUAUAACCAGGUUUUUAUAUUUUUUUGAUUUUAUUUUAAUCACUUUUCUAUUUUUCCAUUUGUUUUCUUAACCAUAACAUUGCGUUAGUUUAUGAACAGGUUUUCUAUGGAUUGACCAAGUGGAUGGUACCCCAAUUGCUUUUUUGGCCAAAUCAAGGUACCUCCUUUGGCCAAAGGGAGCAGGUGUCAAUUCUUCCUUACAUUGCUUCAUUGCCCUUGAAAACCUUGCACAAAUGGAUCUCGAGCAAUCAGUCAAAAAUCUUCAGGCUCAGAAUAGCCAGUUCCAAGUCUUGAUUCUGAACUUUGCCAAGGGGCAAGACGAGUUGAAAAACCUUGUUAACCCAGAAGAAAAAGGAUCAGCAUACGCAGCAAAGUUUAUUCCAUGGCACAUGCCGCUGUCUCAAGUUCUACAACAAUUUCUCAAUCAGAACUUGAUGACUCUGUUACCUCCAUAUUCAAGUCCUGCCAAUCCUGCUCUUGGGUACAAGUACAACGCAAGAUGUGCUUAUCAGUCGAAUAGUCCUGGUCAUGAUACAGAGCAUUGUGGACCAUUGAAGGAUAAGAUCCAAGAUUUAAUCAAUGACAAGAUCACUAAUUUCAAUUCACCUGAGGGACCUCAUAUGACUGAUGUUGCGCAUAACCAGAAAGGCCUUAAUGAACGCAACCAAUUUGUGAGGGCAGUUCUGAUCUCUACACCAGCUCCACAACAACGACGCAAGCCAGAUGCACCUAAACGUCAAUUCACCAAAAUUAAAAUGACAUUGGCUCAUGCAUUACAACAUCUAUUGAAGAUCGAACUGAUUACUCUGAGGGACCCUCCUAAGAAUCCCAACACCUCCACUCCUGGCUAUAAACUCAAUACGAAGUGCGCAUACCAUUCCAACAGUCCUGGACAUUACACAAACAAUUGCUGGACAUUGAAGAAUAAGAUUCAAGAUUUGAUCAAUGACGGAGAAACCAAAUUCAACCCUCUUGAAACUCUGUGGUGAUCACCGCUCCUAUGCCUAGUCAUGACAAGACUGAUUGACGUAUGGACGGACGAACUUUUGGAUCAUUAGAUCUACUUUCAUUUGCAAGUUUCUUUUCUGUUUGUUUAAACAUUUGACUCAUGAUAGACAUUAUCUGCUUUAAUAAUCAUCAUCAAUGCAUUGCAUAUGUUUGUCUUGAAUAAAUUAUUUCGCUAUCACUCAUUUUAAAUUGUGUAUUUACUUUGCAUAUGUUUUGUGUUUAUUCAACUCCUGCUAAGCUGUAAGCCUUUUAAGGGAGGAGGACGAAAAUGAUACCACAAACAGUAUGCUUUUGAACGGACUAUGUUGACGAUGUACAGACAUUGUUUCAAUUCCUAAACAGUGGAGAUAUAAGGAUGUUAAUCCCUCGUCAACCCCUUUUGAGCCGAAGAAGUAGAAGUUUAUUUCUCAUACAAAUUAAACCUUUAAUUAUAACAUGGGGCAGAGUAGUUACUCAGUUAA